Dendroctonus ponderosae (mountain pine beetle) is the source of this 816-nucleotide messenger RNA. Its product is annotated as ervatamin-C. Gene Ontology annotation, molecular function: cysteine-type endopeptidase activity. Gene Ontology annotation, cellular component: lysosome. NCBI's taxonomy places the organism in Eukaryota, Metazoa, Arthropoda, Insecta, Coleoptera, Curculionidae. The record is from RefSeq and is a predicted model, not a curated record.
AGCAAGAGAAACCUUUAAAAGCCACGCUUAUCCAUUCCGCUGUUGAUAAGAGAGACAAUAGUUUACCGUUAACACCCCCCAAAAAUCGUUGCCAUUCAAAAAUGCUGCUUUACUCCCUAAUUUUGUUUUUCAUGCUGACGGCAAAGAAUGGAGCUUUUGCUACAGAAACAUUUGUAACUUUUCAGCAAAAAUAUGGCAAGGUGUAUCAAAACGACUCCGAGUUGAGCGUGCGGGAGGAGAUUUUUAAGGAGAACCUAGCGAAAAUUGAGGAACACAACAAGCAGUUCCAACAGAACUUUGUUUCUUACGAACUGGGCCUUAAUCAGUUCAGUGAUUUAACUGAGGCAGAGUUCCAGGCUCUUUUAACAAUGUCGCCCUUAAGCGACCAACUAACUAAGCAAAUGGAAAAGUACAACAGCGAAUUUGAUAUUAAAACCGCACCAGUUUCGGUUAACUGGGCAGAGAAGGGCGUAGUUACACCGGUAAAGAACCAAGGAAACUGCGGUUCAUGCUGGACGUUUACUACGACAGGCACGAUAGAAAGCCGAUUGGCCCUCAAAACUGGAUCUUUGGUUUCCUUAAGUGAGCAACAGCUUCUGGACUGUAAUCGCGUCAACGCAGGAUGCGAUGGAGGUGUUCUAGCUUACGCAUUACAGUAUGUUGAAAGUGCUGGACUUACAACUGAAGACGAAUAUCCUUACAAAGCGUGGAACGGAACAUGUAAUUCAACUCAUAAACCAGUUGCAGCAUAUACUAAAGGGUAUACCUUGAUAUAUACUCGCUCGGAAAGCGAUCUUAUGAAGGCAGUAGCUGAAG